AAAGCGAGAACAGAAGAGGGCGAAAAAUCCAGCGAGAGCCAGACUGAGCUUCCUGACCCCAGCGCCUUUUUUCUGCGGGAAGUUGUCUCCGGGGCGCUCCGCCGUGCACGGAGAGGAGGAGAUCUCUGUGUGUUGUUGUUUUUUUUUUUCCUGCACAACUGCACCGAAUCUGCACGACCGGGCGGCUCAAGUUUUUCUCGCUUCAACGACCCCGUUUUGUUGAGUUUUAUUGGAGAGCAGCACCACACCACGUCGUGCCGCACGGGGAGGAGAGAGGGCAGAAGUUUCCGCUGGCUUGUUUUGUCGCUGCGGGGCUGGUGAAUCCGCAGGAAUGUCGCAGAAGGAGAGACCCACUUUCUACCGACAGGAGCUCAACAAAACCGUGUGGGAGGUACCGGAGCGCUACCAGCACUUAGCUCCCGUCGGCUCCGGCGCUUACGGAUCCGUAUGUUCAGCGUUUGAUGUAAAGAGCGGCCUGAAGGUAGCAGUGAAGAAGUUGUCCAGACCCUUCCAGUCCAUCAUCCAUGCGAAGAGAACCUACAGAGAGCUGCGGCUGCUCAAACACAUGAAGCAUGAGAACGUGAUUGGUCUAUUAGAUGUUUUCACACCGGCCACAAGUUUAGAGGAAUUCAAUGAUGUGUACUUGGUGACGCACCUAAUGGGCGCAGACCUCAACAACAUCGUAAAGUGUCAGAAGCUAACUGAUGACCACGUCCAAUUCCUCAUCUACCAGAUCCUCAGAGGCUUAAAGUACAUCCACUCUGCAGAUAUCAUCCAUAGAGAUUUGAAGCCUAGUAAUCUGGCUGUGAAUGAAGACUGUGAGCUCAAGAUUCUGGACUUUGGUUUGGCGCGGCACACAGACGAUGAAAUGACAGGAUACGUAGCCACCCGAUGGUACCGGGCCCCGGAGAUCAUGCUCAACUGGAUGCACUACAACAUGACCGUGGAUAUCUGGUCGGUGGGCUGCAUUAUGGCCGAGCUACUCACGGGACGGACGCUCUUCCCUGGCACAGACCAUAUAAACCAGCUGCAGCAGAUAAUGCGCCUGACGGGAACGCCCCCAGCCUCCCUCAUAAGCAGGAUGCCCAGCCAUGAGGCCAGGAACUACAUCAACUCACUUCCCCACAUGCCCAAGAGGAACUUUGCCGAUGUGUUUAUUGGUGCCAACCCUCUUGCGGUGGACUUGCUGGAAAAAAUGUUGGUGCUGGACACAGACAAGCGGAUCACAGCGUCUGAAGCUCUGGCCCACCAUUACUUUUCUCAGUACCACGAUCCAGAUGACGAGCCUGAAGCAGAGCCUUACGACCAGAGCUUUGAAAGCCGUGAGCUUGAAAUUGAGGAGUGGAAGAGCUUAACCUACGAAGAGGUACUGAGCUUUGUGCCGCCGUCGUUCGAUGGAGACGAGAUGGAAUCAUGAGGAGGAAGCCCCCUUACUUCCAUCUUUUGUUUUCAAAGAAACACUCUUUAAGAACUAUCAGUCUCAUGUGACUAUCCACCACUUUCCUCACACACGCGCACAACCAUGACAUUCAAGUGCCUGCCAUCAUUCAUAUCUGGGGGACGUUGCGAUAUCAGGGAAAAAAAAACUUGACAUCCUGUUCAUACCGUCCCCCGCUUUGCUGUUUUUUGUUACUUUGCAUCCCAGUGUGCUGAGGCAAAUUAAUUCUUCUAUUUUUUAGUAAGUAUUUACCUCAAACAUUAAAUGUUUAGAUGGUGCCCUCUGUUUAACUCCCAAAACUGAAAGAUUGGACGUCAGCAUCUUCAGGCAAAUUGGACAAAUCGAACUGCUGAUAUGUGUUUUUAUAAAAAAUGUUACUACUUACAAAUAAUUAAUACGGGACAAAAAGUUAGAUUUGGAAAAGUUUUAAACCACGAUGUUUCUAAAGUUUAUCUUUCCACCACACAUUAAAUUAAAUAUUUCUUCAUCUAGUACAUAGAACUGUGUAGAAAUUACAGCCAACAGUAUUUGUACAGAAGUAUUUCAGACAGAACAGUUACCACAUGUGUGAAAUAGUCAUUAUUUGCUGAGACACUUCAGCUGAUCCCUCUGACAGUAUGAAUUUUAUUACUAGAGUUUAUUCUAAAAUGGCAUAUAAAAAGAGACUGUAUGUAAUUUAUUGCAGGCGUGUAUAUGAUAGUCUACAAAUAUGUAAAAUAUUCACCUCAAAAUGGAAAAUUCAAGGCUUCUCGUUUCUUACUGUUGGAUUUGUAGGUUUACAGUGCCCCAUAUUUUAAGGCAGAAAUAUCAGUUUGGAGAAUGUUGCUUGUGUUUCCAUUUCACCCAACAUUUUGUUAAGUUUCCACUCUCCUCCUCUCCUGGUCAUUUCUUAGCACUUCUGUUCUGUCGUUUCAGAUGAAUGUUUUAGCAAACAGCCACCAACCUCCUGUAUCACCACAGCAUGAUGGAAGCCAGGUUUGGCUCGUUAGUUUAUUUAAAAUUUGAUGUUUUCCAUUACAACAUCAACUGACAAUGUAAUUUAAUCAUAUUGCAUUUAUAUAAACCACAGUACUAUUAAUGUUUAUUGAAUGUUCGGGGCGCCAAUUUGCCCUGUAUUUAUGAUCUUUUUCUUAUAUUGUUUGUAUAUCGAUGUAAAAGAGAAUAUUAUUUGUCAGAAUUUAAGGUUGUUUUUAUUAUUUAUGGAGAGCUUAUUGUAUCUGAAUCCAAAUGUAUCGUCAGUAAUCUCAUGCGUCACUUGAGCCACGGUGACUGCAGUUACAGCUUGUGUAUCGGAGCCAAGAAUGUUAUUCAGACGUCGUGGAGAACCGUAUAGUUUCAGACCAGUUUUGACAAGCUCUGCUCGUUUUGCAGUUGUUCUGAGUUUUUGAGUUUUUUUUAAACAGUUGCUAAAAUUGUAUUUAUCUCAGUUAUCUGAUAUACUGCCCUCCAAAUGAUCCUGUUUACAAAAACAUCAGCAGUAAACAUAUCCAGAAAUGAAAGCAAACAUAUGCAUCACAAGCAAGCCACCAUAUACAUUGAUCAACGAACCACUAAACUGUAGAAGUCUAUUUAUAAAGCGUGAAAACAUUUUUUGAAAAAUUUCUAUUUUUUUUCUUCAGCGUGAACCAUUUUUGAAAUCAAAACAUGUCACGUACAAGCUGUAUCCACAGUUGCUCUGGUUACGUCAACCAAACAAUAUCAGAUAUCGGUUUCAUUUGCAACUGCUUGUUUAAUGUAGUGCUCUUUUUUUUUUUCUUUUCUUUUUUUUUUCUUCUCCGUAAUGUAUUAUUUUACUCUUUGUGUGUUAAAUCAAGAUUUGAUGUUAUUCUGUGAUUCUGUAAUAUUGAUUGUUUCAUGAGCAGCACUAGAACCGUAUUGUUCAUUUGGAAAAAGUUAGCAGGGCACAUGUUUGCAGGAAAGAGUGUACGUUUACCCACUGGAUGCUGAAGGGCAAAGCUGAAGCCUCACAGUUUGUCAUUUUAGAACAAUUGCAUCGAUUAGAUAGGAUAUUUAUCUUGUCCAUAUCCCAAUGUUGAUAGUUAAUUUGGUUAUGCUUGCUUUGCCUGAGAUGUGUUCAUAUUUUUUUUCACUAUGUUCUUGACCACAUGUACCAAGACAGCAGGCCACCUGUAAAUACCACCAUUAGAAAAUAAAGGCGACUAUUUUUCAAAGCUAUCAUGGUA
Stegastes partitus (bicolor damselfish) is the source of this 3621-nucleotide messenger RNA. RefSeq names its product mitogen-activated protein kinase 14b (gene mapk14b). The transcript has 12 exons. The record is from RefSeq and is a predicted model, not a curated record. Lineage: Eukaryota; Metazoa; Chordata; Actinopteri; Pomacentridae. The coding region runs from base 332 to 1417 and encodes 361 amino acids. Gene Ontology annotation, molecular function: MAP kinase activity; ATP binding. Gene Ontology annotation, biological process: protein phosphorylation.